AUCGAAAGUUUGAACGUGUAUGUACAUAUGUAUGUUUAUAACAAAAAAAAACAAACAUUUUAUUUUUAUUGCUUAUUAUAAAGAUCUAACAGAAAUGAAUGCCAUAAUUCCAGUUUUGAAGAAUUCAGUGCGAAACGUAGUAAGGCAGCAACUUAAUUUUAGAAGUUUUGCAACAAAAAAAAGAUUUUUCAAAAACACUAGUGUUUUAUAUAGUGAUGGAAAAUAUGAAAUAACUUUAGAUCAUCGAAAGUUGAAAACUCCCACUGGCGCACCUUUUUCCCUUAAAAGUGAACCUCUUGCAAUAGCUGUAGCAAAUGAAUGGGAUAGUCAAAAAAAUGAAAUUAAACAAUCUUCCAUGCACUUAACAGGGUUAUGUUUUACAUGUUUAGAUAAUCCAAAUAAGUUGCAAAAAUCGGAUAUGGUGAAUUAUUGUCUCAAUUUCUUAUCUUCGGAUACGGUUCUUUUUCAAUCAGAAGAUGAGAAAGAUCUUAAAAAGUUACAAAAAAAAGAAUGGGAUCCAAUUAUUGAGUGGUUUAAUAAGCGAUAUGAUACUGAUUUACAAAAGACAACAGAUUUUAGUUCACCAAAAAUGUCAGCAGAUGACAAGAUGAAAAUUAGCAAAUAUCUAAACUCCUACAAUGAUGAAAUUUUGCAUGGGAUUACAUUUGCAAUUGACACAUUAAAAUCAAUAAUACUAGCUUUUGCUGUUAUUGAUCAAUAUUUAGAUGUUGAGAGAGCUGUGCACUUAGCUCGUUUGGAGGAAGAAUACCAGCUAAAAUUCUGGGGAAGAGUGGAAUGGUCCCAUGACUUAUCACAGCAGGACUUACAAGCUAGAUUAGCCGCAUCAAUUCUUUUCAUCCAUUUAAAUAGGUCAGAAAAUUUUAUUAGGCAAAAAUCAAUAACUUGAGCAAUUUGAAAUAAAUCAUUGUUUUAAAAAUUUUCA
Messenger RNA from Condylostylus longicornis, 943 nucleotides. RefSeq names its product ATP synthase mitochondrial F1 complex assembly factor 2. The record is from RefSeq and is a predicted model, not a curated record. NCBI's taxonomy places the organism in Eukaryota, Metazoa, Arthropoda, Insecta, Diptera, Dolichopodidae. Gene Ontology annotation, biological process: mitochondrial proton-transporting ATP synthase complex assembly. The transcript is spliced from 5 exons. Bases 20 to 907 code for a protein of 295 amino acids. Gene Ontology annotation, cellular component: mitochondrion.